Messenger RNA from Trichomonas vaginalis G3, 1167 nucleotides. RefSeq lists its product as uncharacterized. The coding region runs from base 1 to 1167 and encodes 388 amino acids. The transcript has a single exon. The record is from RefSeq and is a predicted model, not a curated record. Lineage: Eukaryota; Parabasalia; Trichomonadida; Trichomonadidae.
AUGGAUUUUGAUGCUUAUUUUCAAGCCACUGAAGAGGCUUUCGCUCAAGAAAAGGAAGACAUGCUUAUGAAGUUAGAGAAAAAGCAUGAGUAUUGGAAAAAUGCUUCAGAACUUGAUCAAAAGCUGAUAGAUAGAUGCAAAGAAAUGUUAUAUCUAAAAAGAAUGGUUGGAAAAGGCCAUCUUCAAAUAUUAAGAACAAAAGAAGAAUGUUUACAUAUGCAACUUAAAAACUCGCAGUUAAGAUUCCAUAUUAGACAAUUACAAAAAGAAAUAGAUAGAUUAAUUCCAUUUUCUCAUACACAAGUACCAAGUACUGAAUACAUUAUGUCACUUGAUCGUGCUGUUUUCAAAGCACCACCUCAUGCUAAAGAAACUGAAGCUGAUGAAGAACAUAUGAAAGAUAUACAACGUAUACACAAGCUUUGGGAAAAUCUCUGUGAUCAGCAAGCCAAAGUUUUUGCUGAAGAAACCCUUCAUCAGCAAGAAGAUUCUGAGCAAUGGGAUAAAUUUACAGAAAGCGUUCAAAUGCAAAACGCUAAUGCUCAUAAGAUGAUUGAUAAGACUCUUGCUGAUAUUCUUGGCAGGCACUUAUCUCUCAAAUCAUCAAAUGAAGAUAUGGUUAAAUCAGGUGAAGAACGUGCCAAUUCCUUAGAAAGGAAACUCAAUCGUCUAAAGAAGCGUGUUGAGAAGACAAUGACAUCACUCAAUAACAAGAAAGGACAAGAUAAGAUCCUAGCCCAACGUGAGGCAAAUAAGUUAACGAAAGAACUCAAGAGAAGAGUCCAAUUCAUGGAGAAUGUCAAUCAACAGAUGGCUGAUGAAAUUCAAGAAGAUAUUGGUGAGCUUCAAGAUGAUGAAGAUGACUUGCUUGAUGAUAUUGAUGAACUCAACAAGAAGAUAUCAACUUACAAUUUGAAGAAUAAAGAACUCAACGAUGAAGGUAAGCAAAAACUCGAGAAUUUCCAGGCACAACUCAAUGCUUUGAUAUCUGCAGCUGCUGCUAUUAAAGACACUCCAUUACAAGAACAGAUAAAUAUUAUUGGUGCUGUUUCGACAGCUGUUGGAGCACACGGAAAAGCUGCAACUGCUGCAGAGAGAAUCAAGCAUAAAGUUGCUUAUCUUAACAAGCGUCUGGAGAACCAGAUGGCAGACUUACAGUUGAUUUGA